Molecule: messenger RNA, 1618 nt
Organism: Ciona intestinalis (vase tunicate)
Lineage: Eukaryota; Metazoa; Chordata; Ascidiacea; Phlebobranchia; Cionidae
Source: RefSeq, a predicted model, not a curated record
AUAGCUAUAGAGUGUAGACUUAUAUCCAUAAUGGUAAGUAACUGGGUUAUCCUGAGCGUCCUAGCGUCAGUAAUAUCAGUGAUCACCGUUCACCAAAGGGAUUUUCGCGUGGAUGGAAGAGUAUUUAAGGGCCCGAAGAAUUUAAUGUACGAAAUUAUGGACCUUAAAGUUACGUUGUAUUGGAGUCCGAGGACGAGGUGGAAGGGCUAUAAUUACACAUACAAAGUCUAUACCUGUGUAGCACCGUGUGGAAAUCGUCAAAAAGAAAACAUAUGGGCUAUCAGAGAUUGUGAUGUAAUACGGAGAGACAAUCAGCAUUAUUGUUCGCCAUCGGUAACUCCAGAAUUUAAAGGGAAUUUUAGAGUUGCUGCCAUUCUUCAUAGACCUCAAGGAAACUUUACAAAAGAUAUUCAAACUAAAUACAAGUUUACACCAGAAAUUUAUGUCAAAGGCGAUAGUUCAUUUAGUCCACCAAAGCUUAAAGUGACGAACAUACGAAAAGAAAGUGUUAACGUGGCUCUAACUUUUCCAUUUCCGCAGUCAUCUAUUAAAAAAAUAUAUUAUGAAGCAAAUAUCAUACCCUUGCCAGGUAAAAACUUGUGCAACAAAGACACUCCCGAGAACAACACCAUCAACACAGUUAAGGACACUUAUCCUAAGUCAAAUGAUGAUGCUUCAACACAAUCUACAUUGAUUAAUGUGGAGAAGUUACAACCAAGCACAAAAUAUUGUAUUAAAGUAAAAUACAAACCCAAUGGAUAUUCCCACUACACUGAAUCAGCUUUUGUUAAUGUUACCACUGAGGCAGAAAAACACACCCAUUCAGAUCUCAUCUUAAUUAUUGGUGUUGGCGUUACUAUUUUUACAACAGUUUUAAUUGUUGUUUGUGCAUGGUUGAUUUUCGAUCUAAGAAAAAGUUUUACUGCUUUUGUGCACAAGGAUGUACCAGAGUUUUUGAAGGAAAUAUGUGAUGAACUAAAUCAUAUUCAAGCUGGUAAUGAAAGUGAUGACACUCCUUUAUUAGAAAAAACAAUUAAAGGACAUUUCUUUGUCCCCACCACUGAGGAAGAAGCCGAUCCGUUUCCUACUGGUUUAAUUCGAGAACUUCCAGAUGUUUGUCAAGUAGAAACAAUAACCAAUUGUGAUGUCACAACUCGGAACUCUUCUGAUGAUGUCACUGUUUUAAAAGAUGUCAUCGAUGAUGUAACAACGACACAACAGCAUGAUAAUGAGCAAUGUUUGCAUCCUGAGAAACGUCCAAACUCUUAUAUACAAAUUGUGGGUUACCAAAACAAGGAGACAAGAGAAUCUGUGAGUGUUGGUGAACCUGCUCGCCAAACAAAUGAUAUUGUUAACGGAUACUCGCCUCAGUGAUGUCAUAAUAACCAAGCUACUGUUGUUUAAUAUAUUAUCAAUAACACUGCAAUCUACUGUUUAAUGUUGUUAUUAUAUCUUCUUACACUUUCUUUAUUCUUUCUUAUUGUUUUCUUCUACAAGGAUGAGGUACAACAACAAGACAUGUAACUGGAACUUAAGCCAGAGUUGACUAAUUACCCAACACCCACACACUAAUAUUAAAAUUUCAUUUGGCAAUAUAAAUAAGCUAUGCUGUUGCAAA